UUGGAGGAACUGCAGCCUUUCAGUUUCAUUUUCCUGAAAGAGGAGGGUUUUAUCUUGGCCUUGUGAGGGGAAGCUGCUGUGGAAUGCCCCUGGAAGCAAGAGAAACUUCUGGAACUCAACUCAAAUUCUUGGCCUUCGCUGGCCAGUUACCAAGUGUCUGGAUCAUGGGAGCUAUUGAGAGUUUGUGAAUAGUGUCCGCAGUGCGGCGGGCAGGAAACCGAGCAUGACCAGGCAAGCCUUGUAGGCAACCGUGACCCAGCAGCAGCCAGAGUUGUGUGUCAAGCCAGCGGUGUCCCAGUAGUGGCCAUAGAGUGGCUCUCUGGCCAGCUAUGUGACACAUUUACCAGCAUACAUCUCCUAUGGCCCUGGCUCUCUGAAGUGACCUGUCCUUUGAGGCUCACACAUACGUGGUCAGAAUUCUAGGCUGACAAUGUUCAGGUAACAAAUACAGAGACCUGCUCACCGCCAUGCCAGUGAGGUUGGCCGGAAGACACCCAGAAGCCUGCCCAGGACGUGGCCUGGCUGUAAGGAGCCACAGUGACAAACAAGUGUGUGGCGGAGAGUUGGAGAGAGAGAGAGAGAGAGAGAGAAGCAGAGCUAGAAACAAGAGAGUGGAAAGGAACAGCCUGGUGUGAGUAGCCAGCCCCACCACCUAAGGCCAUGAUCACCUGCACCGUGGAGGGCGCGACUGCCAGCUUCGGCCGAGGCUUCGCCCAGAAGGCCGGCUACUUCCUGUGUCUGAGCACACUGGGCAGCCCGGAGAACCCUCAGGACAAUGUGGUAGUGGACAUGCAGAUCGUGAUGGACAAGGGCCCCCUGCCGUCAGGCUUCUCUACAGUCAACGACCCUCAGGACACCAAGGCCUCUGUGUCCAAGAAGAAACGCAUGUGUGUGAAGCUGAUGCCCCUGGGAACAGCUGACAUGGUCGUGAGUGAUGUAAAGCUCAGUGGGAAGACCAAGACAGUGCCUGGAUACCUGCGAGUAGGGGACAUUGGUGGCUUUGCCAUCUGGUGCAAGAAAUCCAAAGCCCCAAGACCAGUGCCCAAGCCUCGCACGCUCAGCCAGGACAUUCGAGGUCUCUCACUGGAUCCACCCAAAGAGCCCAGCAAAGGCUGCCACCCAGAACGGACACUGUCCAGGUUGGGCUCUCGGGCUUCCACUCUACGGAGGAAUGACUCCAUCUACGAGGCGUCCAGCCUCUAUGGCAUCUCAGCCUUCCUGGGUUCUUUCGUUGCAGCCAUGGAUGGGGUUCCCUUUACCCUGCACCCGAGAUUCGAAGGCAAGAGCGGUGGGCCUUUGAACUUGUCUGCCUUUGGGGACCUGACGAUUAAAUCACUGGCAGACAUUGAGAAGGAGUAUAACUAUGGCUUCGUGGUAGAGAAGACUGCAGCUGCACGCCUGCCCCCCAGCGUCUCAUAGGCCAGCCGCAGGUGCCACCUGGCCGCCACCUGCCUCGCAGACAUUGCUGAUGGACACCCAGCCUCUCAGCCCGGCUGCUUGCACAGAGGGUCUCUUGCCUGGUGGUACAAAGCAAUGGCCUUCUUUUGUCAGAAGUCUGCGUCUCAAGGCUGCGUAUGCGCCAGCAGUAAAUGCUACCUGGGUUCCACUGUG
Grammomys surdaster is the source of this 1611-nucleotide messenger RNA. It is a transcript of the gene Mvb12a, whose product is annotated as multivesicular body subunit 12A. Bases 661 to 1419 code for a protein of 252 amino acids. Lineage: Eukaryota; Metazoa; Chordata; Mammalia; Rodentia; Muridae. Gene Ontology annotation, cellular component: cytosol; ESCRT I complex. The record is from RefSeq and is a predicted model, not a curated record. The transcript is spliced from 12 exons. Gene Ontology annotation, biological process: receptor catabolic process; virus maturation; endosome to lysosome transport via multivesicular body sorting pathway.